AUGGAGUACCUAAUCGUGUUCCAGCUGCUGUGUGGCAUGACCUUCCUCGCUGGGGUCCCGUUGAAUGUCUACGUCCUCUUCGUCGCUGGCUACCGUUUGAAGAGAACGGUCAGUGCCGUGUGGUUCUGGAACCGGGCCAUGGCAGAUUUCAUCUUUAUCAUCUUCCUGCCCCUCAGAUUCAUCUUCGUCUUCAACCCGUCCUUUGACUUCAUCAUGAGGCUGAGCAGCAUCGUCACCUCCCUCCACAUGUUCUCCAGUGCCUUCCUCCUCACGGGCCUCAGUGUCGAUCGCUGCAUCCUCGUGGCAUGCCCUGAGUGGGCCCGGAACCACCGCACGCUCCCCCUGGCUUACGGGGUGGUUAUGGGCUUGUGGGCCCUGUCUCUUGGGUUCAGCUUGAGGUACGGUGAUAUCUCGGACUACCUGGUCGCAUUACCCAGUAUCAGAAGGUAUUUCGAACUGGAUAAAGGGAGAGUGAAGGCCACCGUUGCAAUGCAGUUCCUGGUCGGGUUUCUGAUCCCAUUCGCCUUGAUCUUGAUCUCAACCUUCUACAUCGUUCUAGCUGCCAAGCUGAGAAGGAAGAGGCUGAUCCAGUCCACCAAGCCACUCAAGAUCCUUAUUGGCUUAAUCCCGACCUUUUUCCUCUGCUGGCUGCCGUAUUACGUCUUCUUCUUCCUGCAGAUCUUCGAUAUGUACCCUCUGCCUUAUCUGCAAAUAGGAAACACUUUUUCUUGUGUCCCGACAUAUUUCAGCAGCUGCCUCAACCCCAUCUUCUACCUCACCAUGGAGAAAGAGUUUCUGAAGUACCGGCAACAUGCACGCAACCCCCAAACCACCGACAACUCAGGGCUGGAGCUGGAUGAAUAG
Messenger RNA from Emys orbicularis (European pond turtle), 864 nucleotides. RefSeq names its product chemerin-like receptor 1. Gene Ontology annotation, biological process: positive regulation of cytosolic calcium ion concentration; complement receptor mediated signaling pathway; phospholipase C-activating G protein-coupled receptor signaling pathway. The coding region runs from base 1 to 864 and encodes 287 amino acids. The record is from RefSeq and is a predicted model, not a curated record. NCBI's taxonomy places the organism in Eukaryota, Metazoa, Chordata, Testudines, Emydidae. Gene Ontology annotation, molecular function: G protein-coupled receptor activity; complement receptor activity. The transcript has a single exon. Gene Ontology annotation, cellular component: plasma membrane.